Molecule: messenger RNA, 1923 nt
Organism: Aspergillus fischeri NRRL 181
Lineage: Eukaryota; Fungi; Ascomycota; Eurotiomycetes; Eurotiales; Aspergillaceae
Product: putative C6 transcription factor
Exons: 3
Coding region: 1-1923 (640 amino acids)
Biological process (GO): DNA-templated transcription
Cellular component (GO): nucleus
Molecular function (GO): zinc ion binding; DNA binding
Source: RefSeq, a predicted model, not a curated record
AUGAACCGCGCUAAUGAGAUCCAGAAGGACCGACUCGCCGAGCUCGAAGAGAAAGUAAACCUCAUCCUAAAAGGAAACAUGUAUGUAUCACCUCAAUUUGCUUCGACCAAUUGCUCACGCUGGCGCAGACCAACCCGAGGGAGGGAAUCAGUCCUCGAAGAUGCCAAAGAUCUCACAGAGGCAAGAUUCACACAAAGUAGCCAGCCUCGCGAUCGUCGCGACUCGAGCUAUAGCGACCCGUCGCCCCCUAAUCUCACUUUUGAUGAUACCAGUCCCCAGCCUUCGUCGCUGGCCGUUGCCCGAGCAGUCGAUCUGUACAUGAAGUAUUGCCACCGACAGCCCGUCUGGUGCUUUAAUUUUGAAGAACAUGGGGAUCUGGAAUCCUUACCGGAAGAGCUCAUCUGUAGUAUCAUUGCGCUGACGGCGCGGUUCUCGCACGAGGGGGAACACGGGCAGCACCAUGCGGAUACGGCGAAGAGUUUAAUUAUGCUGCGGAUUGCGAAUGGGACGGUGGAAUUGAGUACGAUUGAGGCUCUGUGCUUGCUGGCGUAUUCUUCGUUUAUUGAUGGCGAUAUGCACCUUGGUCGAUUUCACCUCGGACUUGCAUUUCAGCUCUGUCGGUCUGCUCUGCUCGACACAGAGUCCGCCUAUACUCCGGGAGAUCCCCACAUAGAGCGGAAGAAGAGGUUAUUUUGGAGUCUACAGCUAUUGGAACAGUCGUAUGGCCGUCAGACCGGACUGCUGAGCAUUCCCUCGGAGACCUGGCGUCCGGUGGACUAUUUCGCAAGCAACGGCAGAGAACCACAAAGAGACGCCGAGAAACCUCCCCCAUUGCCGCGAGACACAAUCGGCUGCGCUACGCCAGACGACACUGGCAUCUGGAGCAUGACGAUCCACUUUGGCUGGGUCUGGAGCAAAGUACGCACAUAUGUGUCCGACUGUGCAAACAAUCGACUGCGCGAGCCCUGGCGUCACGAGUCAAUGUAUUCCAUGGUUCUUUCCGACCUGACAGAAAUCGAGAACCAAACACCACUUUGCCAUCGAUACGACCAUGUACGAUUCUACGAUCGACAGCCGGACGAACUGAUCGUCAACCGCGCGUACUGGGUCCCCUGGCUCAAAUUACAGUUCAUGUACCAUGCCAUCCUCACCGUGCUCAACCAUCCUUUCCUGUACAUCAUGGCCUCGCGGCAUAACCCCAACCUGGCCAUUCCGAAUAGUUUCUGGCGCCGCUCGUCGGAGUUGGUACUUCUACAUGCAACAUGGAUCGUGCGUAUGAUUGACAUGCUAUCGGACAAGGACGUACGCCUGACCGAUCCCUUCUUCGCGCAUGUGGCUGCGAUCGCUGCGACGGUGCAGCUGUAUUACUGCUGCGCUGGAGACCCAAGACUAAAGUACAAGUCCCGUGCGGAUCUAGCCCGCUCCGGCACAGAGAACGUAGAUUACGACAGCUGGGUUCCGUCUAAGAUCCAUCUGAACAUCCCCUUGAUGUGGGAUAUCCUCCAGUUCACCUGCAGCGACGAUUCCUAUCCCGCUGUCCCGUCUGGAAGCCUCUUGCAUUCCUCACUCAGUGCUUCCGCAACCAGAAACGACGCAGAGGAAAGCUCUACACUCGAAAUCAUCGUGACGACAUCACCUGAAGUAACCGUCAACACCGCAGACGGCGGCCAGGGCGUCCCUAUGCCUCUGUAUCGGGCCCCGAAUUCGUCCAAGGACAGCGAUACGAGCCCAGCUACAGCUCGACGGUCUAUGCCUCCCCCAGACGCAGUGGUAGCUCCGAUCGACAGCCUUAUGCUCAACACGCCCUGGCUAUGGGCUGAUCCGGCGCCAUUUGGAGACGUGGAUGAUCUCGAUUAUAGCACGUCCGCUCCGGCGAUAGGUGACAUUGAAGGUUCGGCGUGGUGGAAUCUGGGAAAUCUAUAA